Molecule: messenger RNA, 6332 nt
Organism: Oncorhynchus mykiss (rainbow trout)
Lineage: Eukaryota; Metazoa; Chordata; Actinopteri; Salmoniformes; Salmonidae
Product: melanoma receptor tyrosine-protein kinase
Biological process (GO): neurogenesis; positive regulation of epithelial cell proliferation; multicellular organism development
Cellular component (GO): basal plasma membrane; signaling receptor complex; plasma membrane
Molecular function (GO): ATP binding; epidermal growth factor binding; epidermal growth factor receptor activity
Source: RefSeq, a predicted model, not a curated record
GACGGUGUUUACUGACAUUCCAUUUUGAGUGAGCUGAAAUGUCAUAAUAACAUAAUAACAAUAACAAACAUCUUCAACAAACAAACGGGUGUCUUAUACAAUAGCUUGCAAUAAAGUAGCCUAGGCAUACAUAGUCUACUUUACAAUACGAACAUAAACAACCGAAACAACAUGUUAUUUGAAGGUUUAAAUAUUUGAGGCAAAGCCUAUGACUGUGAAAGGCAAUGAUUUAAAUAAUUUUCUACUUACCUGCAUUGCUGUCGAACGAUCCUCCUUCCGAAUGACGUCAAAACACUUCAAAGUUGCUCUGACUGCUAUUCUGGAGAAAAAAAGAGAGGACCCUUCUCCGGGAAAAGAGAGAGUGCCAGCGCAACUAAGUCCCACCCAAACAGGCUACACCUAUUACCUCCCCCUGGACGUAAAACGGGGGUAGAUACAUCACACAAACUUAGUAUUGUUCGCCCAAGACUAUGGACAAGUUUCUCCUGCAAUUUCAUUGAAUAUAACACAUUUUGGAAACAAUGCGACCUGGAAGUGGAAUAGUUAUUGCUGCCUUGUUCAGCCUGGGCUGCAGCAUGACACUGACAGCGGACAAGAAAGUGUGUCAGGGGAUCAGCAACAGGCUGACGCUGCUGGGGACUGUAGACGACCACUACAACAACCUGGUGAGGAUGUACAGCAACUGUACUGUGGUCCUGGAGAACCUAGAGCUUACCUACAUCCAGGACUACCACGACCUCUCCUUCCUCAAGUCCAUUCAGGAGGUUGGAGGCUAUGUUCUGAUCGCCGUCAACAAGGCAGCCAUCAUCCCACUGGAGAACCUGCGUCUGAUCCGAGGACAUUCCCUCUACGACAACAAGUAUGCCCUGGCUGUCAUGUCCAACUACGAGAAGAACCACUCCUCUGUGACCCUUAACUACACACGGGGCCUGAGGCAGCUGAUGCUGAGAGGACUGACAGACAUUCUCAAGGGAGGGGUGAAAAUUGCCCACAAUCCUUUGUUGUGUAAUGUGGAGACCAUCCAAUGGUGGGACAUGGUAAACAAGGCCGGCAACCCCCGUAUGGAUUUCAAACUGGAGAGCUAUGGCCGUUACUGUGGCAAGUGUGACCCUGGAUGCUACAAUGGAUCAUGCUGGACACCAGGACCAGAGAACUGUCAAACAUUUACCAAGCUCAAGUGUGCAGAGCAGUGCUCUGGAAGGUGUAGGGGUCCUAAACCCAGUGACUGCUGUAACGAACACUGUGCUGCAGGGUGCACCGGCCCCAGGCCUACAGAGUGUCUGGCCUGCAGAGACUUCCAGGAUGAUGGGACAUGUAAGGAUGCCUGCCCUCCUACAAUGAUCUACAAUCCCAACACCCACCAGCUGGCUUCCAACCCUAACGCCAAGUACACGUUCGGGGCCACUUGUGUGAAGACCUGCCCACAUAACUAUGUGGUGACGGACCACGGGGCGUGUGUCCGAACAUGCGGUGGCAACACACACGAGGUGGAGGAGAAUGGUGUCAGGAGGUGCAAGAAGUGUGAUGGAAUCUGUCCAAAAGUGUGCAAUGGACUUGGAAUGGGGCCGCUUACUGCCGUCUUGUCAAUCAACGCCUCUAACAUUGAUUCUUUCAAAAACUGCACCAAAAUCAAUGGCGAUGUUUCAAUAAUUGGAACCUCUUUGAAUGGUGAUAGGUACACAUCAACACCAAAAAUGGACCCUGCCAAACUGGAUUAUUUCAGAACUGUGAAGGAAAUUUCAGGGUUUCUGCUCAUACAAGCUUGGCCAAAGCACCUCGAUUCUCUUAGUGCAUUUGAAAACCUGGAGAUUAUCAGGGGAAGGACCAAACAGUUUGGUCAGGUGAGUUUUGCUGCCCUGAACGUGGCCCAUCUGAAGUAUCUAGGCCUCCGCUCCCUACGAGAGAUCAGCGAUGGCAACAUUGUGGUGAAGAACAACCCCCACCUCUGCUACAGCAACGGAGGCCACUGGAAUGGCCUGUUCAGACUGGACAAACAGUUAGCAAGGGUGGACAACAAUGCCAACAUCAGCACAUGUGCCCAGCUGAACAGUACCUGUGAUGACAUGUGCACUAAGGAGGGCUGCUGGGGGCCCGGUCCAACCAUGUGUUUAACCUGCCUGUACUACGCCCGUAGGGGCCGCUGUGUGGGGGCCUGUCACGUACUGGACGGGACACCAAGAGAGUAUGUGUUGAACAACAUGUGCCUAGAGUGUGACCAGGAAUGUAUGGUGAAGAACGGAACAGGAAGCUGCUUUGGAUCUGGCCCUGACAAGUGUGUGGAGUGCGCCCACGUCAAAGAUGGUCCCCACUGUGUCUAUCGGUGCCCACGCGGCGUUCUUGGGGACGUGGACAGGCCCAUCUGGAAAUACGCUGACAAGAACAGAGAAUGUCAGCUCUGCCAUGAGAACUGCACCGACGGAUGCUCUGGACCUGGACUGAAUGGCUGCAAUGCCAGAGGUGGUCCCAUCCCGUCGGCGGUGGCUGCCAGUGUGGUGGGAGGCCUCCUGGUGUUUGUGGUCCUGGCCUUGGGUGUGUUUGUGUUAGUCCGCAGACGUCACAUCGUCAGGAAGAGGACGCUGCGCCGCCUGCUGCAGGAAAGAGAGUUGGUUGAACCCCUGACCCCAAGUGGAGAGGCACCCAACCAGGCCCUGCUCCGCAUUCUGAAGGAGACCGAGUUUAAGAAGAUCAAAGUGUUGGGAUCAGGGGCCUUUGGGACUGUCUUUAAGGGCGUUUGGAUUCCUGAGGGAGAAAACGUGAAGAUCCCUGUUGCCAUUAAGGUGUUGAGAGAGGCCACAUCUCCCAAAGCCAACAAGGAGAUUCUAGACGAGGCCUAUGUGAUGGCCAGUGUGGAGCACCCCCACGUAUGUCGUCUGCUGGGCAUCUGCCUGACGUCCACGGUGCAGCUCAUCACCCAGAUCAUGCCCUACGGCUGUCUGCUGGACUAUGUCAAGGAGAACAAGGACCUCAUUGGCUCCCAGUGCCUACUCAACUGGUGUGUACAGAUCGCAAAGGGUAUGAACUACCUGGAGGAGCGUCACCUGGUGCACCGUGACCUGGCUGCCAGGAACGUUCUGGUGAAGACGCCUCACCAUUUGAAGAUCACAGACUUUGGACUGGCCAAGCUGCUCACCGCCGACGAGAAGGAGUACCACGCUGAUGGGGGAAAGGUGCCCAUAAAGUGGAUGGCACUGGAGUCCAUCCUUCACUGGACCUAUACCCAUCAGAGCGAUGUGUGGAGCUACGGUGUGACAUUGUGGGAGCUGAUGACAUUUGGGUCGAAGCCCUACGAUGGCAUCCCGGCCAGGGAGAUCGCUGGAGUCCUGGAGAAAGGAGAGCGCCUACCUCAGCCCCCCAUCUGUACCAUAGACGUCUACAUGAUCAUGGUCAAAUGCUGGAUGAUCGAUGCAGACAGCAGACCACGGUUCAGGGAGCUCAUCUCUGAGUUCUCCAAAAUGGCCCGGGAUCCAUCUCGCUAUCUGGUCAUUCAGGGAGAUGAUUGCAUGUACCUGCCCAGUCCCACGGACUCUAAGUUCUACCGUAGCCUGAUCAGUACAUCAGAGGACAUGGAGGAUGUGGUCGAUGCCGAGGAGUAUCUUCUCCCCGACAAGACCACCCAGCACCACAACUCAGGGAAUGGCCAUCUGAUGAGAGAGAACAGUGUGAUCCUUCGCUACAUCACAGACCCCACCCAUGGUGGUUCUCUAGAGAAAGACAUCACAGACCACACCCACAGAGGUUCUCUAAAGAAAGACAUCACAGUCCCCACCCACGGUGGUUCUCUAGAGCAAGAUCUCGCUGCUCUUCCAGAAUACAUGAAUCAGAACACCAAGCUCUCUGAUGUCUUCAACCCCAACUAUGAGGACCCCAGCGUGCCAGCCUGGGCUACUCGGACCUCCUCUGGGUACGACCCGGACAACAAGUUCUUCAACUCCCUGCCACGCGUGCCGGAGGGACCCGAGUAUCUCAACAUGGCCCGCAGUACCCUCCCUCGCUCUGUAUGUGAGAGCAACCCAGACUACCAGGAGGACUUCCUGCUUCAGGCCACACCCACCAGUAGUCACUUCCUGCCCGCAGCAGAGAACUUGGAGUACCUCGGAUUGAGCGCUGCUGUACACACCCCUGUACGCUAGAGGACUCCUCCCACAGAUCUUAGGGGACAGUGAGGAACAAUGGGACCUGAAUAAACUUGGAUGGAGACAGAUGUGGGACAUCAGUGAGGUUUUGGAGGAAUUUCUCAUGUGGUUGUCCCUUUAUUUCUGGAGGGAAUAGGCUUCAUGGAGAUGUCAGCUGUGAACUGAUGCUCCUGGAAAUGAUGUUCUCUAUUUCAAAUCCAUGGAUCAACCAUCAAUUUAGAUUACUUUGAGUGACUUUCAGAUCAGAAGAAUGAGCCAAAGCCUUGACAUAACAAUUGUCAUGCAAAUCAUUUUUACAGUCCGGGUCGAGUGUGUUUUUUUAUUUGUCUUGCCAUGAAAUGUGAAGAGGACGGAGUAGACACAGACCACUAAGGCUGGACACUGAUGGACAGUGUGCUUACAUUGUAUUGUAGACAUUCUUUACAGCUCUGCUCUCUGGUUGUACACACUUGAAUGUCAAGACUCAAUUUGGUGUACCAAGCUACCGGUAACUAACAGGGUCAAUCCAAAGGCUUUUGGAAAAUGACACAGAUGUACAGAUUGUGUAGAUCAAUGCAUGUUUCGCACAAGACCCACAAGACAGUAAAUAACUAUUUAUUCUAGGUUAUUCGGGUCUCACUCGGAAAGAUAAGUCUUACCUCUUACUAGUAUUAAUCAUUUAAAUUGGGCCAUAGUAACCAUAAAGACAUACGUUUAGGACUCAAUUCAAUCUGGAUCGCUGAAACGAUACUGAUUGCGGAAUAGAAAUGUAAAGGUGAUUUCAAAUCAAGCUGCAGCGUUUACUGUGAAUGAGAAUUGUCAUUGCCGUGGUGACAAUAUAAAGUAAGACAUUACUGAACAGGUACUUUACUGGAAAAGUACAAAUAUAUACUAUAAAGUACCAUAACUACACAAAUGUACAGCCCACUUUAACAUAUUGAAUAUCUUUCAGGUUAAGGUGUUGAUGCUGUAUCUAGAGGUCAUCUUCUGGUACCAUCAGUGUUCUCUCUUUCCUUAGAUACUGAGGCUGAUGGGGGAAAGGAAGGUCACCAAACAGUGUGUGGUAUUGAAUGGUUGUUGCAGACAUUUAAGUGGAAUUUAAAUUGUUGUCUAUACCCGUUUAUCACUAUUGAAAUGUUCGGGUCAGUCACAAGCCUGGGCUGACAAUUCAAUUUUGAGUGCCAUUCGUGGACUUGGAAUAAUUGGGUCAGAUAUUCAAAAGAGCAAAUGUAAUUAAAUGUUUGCACAUAGUGACCUAGUAAAAUGCCCUUUCCAGAUUUUUAGAUUUUAAGCACAAAUCAUUGUCAACCUAUUCUCCACUUAAAAUAACCUUGAAUAGGUGUUAAAUAUUGUAUAGGGACUUUUGAAUGUGCACUAGUUUACUUCCAUCAUUGUCAAUAAUGGAUUAAACCCAUUACUGUGAACUAAAGUAUGUAAGUGUUGGUUUUAGAUUUACAAUAGCUCAUUGGCAAUGAAGAUAUAUCAUUUGGGGGAAAAUAGUUGUGGGUUGUGAUUUGAAAGAAAGGGAACAUUGAACCCUAAAAAUGUACAAAUGCGAUAAAUGUUUACAAUACAUAAAGCAUACAGCAUUGUUCAUUGUAAGGGUCUAGUUGAGGACGAGAACGUCAAGUGUGUCAUGUAGACUCUUCGCUCUUGUUAACAAUAGGUGUAAUGUCACAUUGUUUGUGAAAUUCCUUAAUGUCUAACAAAACCAAAAUGUGAUACUGUCGAUGCCUGAAUUGCACAUCCACGUGCAAAUUCACUUUCAGUUGAUAUAGUAUUAAUGUACAAUACCAAUUCAAAUGUAUUUCACUAGAAGUUAGUCUUAAGCAAUGUUAAAAGGUUAGAUACUUGUAUGUAAAUGAGCACUUCCUGGAAAUCCCUUCUCCGUGACUCUGUCCAUUGCCUUUUUUGAACCAAUAAUGGCUCGUGCCCUGUUUUUGUGAUUGUGUAUGAUAGGGGUUAGAAGUGUAAUGCAUGCAAGUAGAAAACAGUUGGCAAUUCAACUCAAUCAAGCAGUUGGUAAUUGUGAGACUACUACCCUCUCUUUGAGCCAAGUGUUUGACACGUUACCAUGACCUUCCUGUGUUUGUAUACUGCAUCUAGUAGUAUUGUGUUUAGGAGAUCACUUUCAAUUGUGCACUUCACACAUUAAAAUUACAAUGUUCCACUGUAAACCUGUCCUAGAUGCUACGAUGCUGUAAAAUAAAGAGUUUAAUC